Molecule: messenger RNA, 20891 nt
Organism: Xyrichtys novacula (pearly razorfish)
Lineage: Eukaryota; Metazoa; Chordata; Actinopteri; Labriformes; Labridae
Source: the annotation of a GenBank genome assembly
GUUUCUUCUGAAGGGGAUAUCCGAGUUAACUCUUGCCAUUCCCCUCCUCCUCGGUCCCUCACUUCGCCGGGUCCAGGCAGUGAAUGAAGCCGCUGGCUAACAGUGGUUAGCUUUGUUGUGCUAGCGAGCCAUGUAGCUCGAGCUGAGGACCAAACCGCCGGAACCCUCGGAUUCCUGUGAAAACGACCAGGAUGAGAGCGGUUCACGAAGUUCUGAGACGGUCCACCGCUGCUGACACACGCCUAAAGAGAUGUAGAGUCGGCUCCGGAGGUCAAUAUCAGUCAGUCCUCUCCUCCUCCUCCUCCUCCCUCAGUCAUGCCUGUGAUCAUGCCGUCGCUCCUCCCCGUUCGUAAGCUCGGUUUUUUUCCACCUCUGCACAGUGCAGCCUUCAGAGGAACACAUCUGUAGCUGUUCAAAUAGACAAAACAAAAAAAAUAAUAAUAAUUAAAAAAAAAAAACUAUAACACAGUCAUCGUCGAGUAAAGCAAAUAAUGCAUUAGCAUAAUAGCAAUAAUACCCAUCUUGGUCCUCAACAUUAGAGCUUUAUAAAAUUAAUAACAUAAAGCCAGAGCUAAGUACUAUUAGGCCUGCUGACUGUCAUCAUAUUAAAUUCAUUUAACAUAGUCCAUAAUUACUUAUAUCCUUAUCCUAUAAACUGAAUUCAUAUUGUUUCAUCAUUACUUGCUCUGCAAACACAACUUUGCAUGAGCUGUUGCUGUUGUUGUUUUAAUGUUGCUGUUGUACCCUGUCUCUCUCUCACCCUUGUUCUCUAUUCUCUCUCCCUCCUUCUCUCUUACCUAUUCUCUCUCUCCUUCCCUCUGUAUUGUUUUCUUUCUCUCCCCCUGCCCUCUCUCAACUUCUUUCUCUCUCUCCCUCCCUAUCUCUCUGUAUUCCUCCCCAACCCAGCAGGGGCCUGGUGGCUGUCAUGAGUCUGGUCCUUCCCAAGGUUUCUGCCUGUUAAAAGGAAGUUUUUCCUUGCCACUGUCACUCAUAGGAUUGGCCAUAGGAUAAGAUUGGCCAAAUCCCAUUUUAGGUUGGGUCCUGAUAAUUCAUCAAACAAUGAGCGUGGUCUAGACCUGCUCUUGUUCUUUGAAAAUCGUCUUGGGAUGACAACUGUUGUGAAUUGGUGCUAUAUAAUAAAAUUUGAUUUGAUUGAUCAAUUGAUCGAUUUCAAAAAAAGGUCUUAAAUGCAGUCAGUAUUUAGAAAAUCUGCAGUUUCAUUCCCAAAUAGUGAUCACCAACUACAUAUGUUGUUUUACAGGCACAAUUAUGAAUGACCUGUCAUUGGGUUAGUCAUAGAAAGGCAGAGUAAACAUCUUCAUUCAGUUUACAGCAGGGGCGUGUCCAGACUUCACUGGCUGGGGUGGCCCAGCUGAAGAGUACACAAAUAUUCAUCUCAAGUAAAAGUACCACUAGAAGUUACUUAAAUGGCAAUAACUAUUGUCAAAUUACAACAGCUACACUUGUUGUAAUAUGACUGCAUUAGUGUGUGAUCUUAACGCAAGAGAUGGCGUCACUGCCGCCUACUGAAGUAGUAUCAUUUAUUUGCCAUGUUGCUCUUUUAAAAUUUGAAUACCUUAAAUAUUUUUUUUAAAUACCAGCAAAACUCAUAUAUGUUAUUUUAUGUUGUCUUUAUUCUCUUGUUUCUUUUGAUUAACUAAAAGCCUACUCUGGGUCAGGACUUUGAAAAAUGCAACCCCAAUCAUCUCUAUAUGCAAAAUAUCAGUUAGGACAGCUUGUUUAUAACAGACUAAAAUUGUUAUUUGCAUCAUUCCAAAAUAAACUAUAAUAAAAAUAUUUAAAGAAUUGACUGUGCCCCUUUGAAGGAAGAAAUUAACUUAUGUACAUUAUUUUUGCAGCAUCUUUUCGCUGUAUCCCACCUUAUAUAUGCUUCCUGCAUACUUUGUCAUAGUUAGUUGCAGGCCAAAAAUUGUAACUUACCUUUAUGUAGUGGCUGUAAAUGUGGCGGAAAGGUUUCCCUCCUUGAAACAAGAUGUACAAGAUUUAUUAUUAGGAACUCAUAAGGAAAAUGUGUGAUUUUUAUUCAGACUUGUCAUGUUAGUGUAUCUUAAAUUAAGUGUGAUGGGUGUUUUGACUAGAAUCAAAACAAUUUUGCCUGGUAAGUGUAAAUUGUAAAAGUAGUGCCAGUCUUUUUUCAAACAAACAGAUCGUUUUUCAGUCCAUUUUGAAAAUGUUUACUCAUAUGCAAAAUCUAAAUAUUUGCCAAAUGUGCCACAGUUUUUCUAAAAGCUGUACCUUUAUGGGCCUUGACUUUUAAAUACAAAUUAGAUCAUGGAAAACAAUGGAUGACACCAAUGACACACACUCUGAUCAUCAUAGAUGAGAGAAAGUGGUUUAUAUAUCCCAGAUAACUGUCUUUGGUUUCAUCUAUUCUGGAAAUCACAACACAUGAGUAACCUUGGCAAGCUGCUGAACCAUCUUUUGUAAAUGAAGACAGUGUUGGGCUACAGGUCAUCAGUAUGGGUGUUGGAAUCUGAUAGUUACAGUGUCACUGACACAUGAAAAGAGCUGUGUGAAGGGGUACUGAUAUAUGAACUAUAUAAAUAACACAAAUGAAAACUACUAAGUCAAUAAAAGAAAAAAAAGAACAACUUAAGUAGAUUACAACCAAAAAUUUAACUAAAUUAAAAAUGUAAACACAGAGAUUUAGAUAAAAGACCAACACAACCAUUAAAACUCAUUUGGAGCAUCAGCAUUCUUAUUGAGUAGUUUUCCACCAGAUUUUAAAUAGUGGUAAUCAGAGAUCUUCUUUGCUCUGUUGAUGUAUAAAUAUGUCUAGUCUUUGCCCUGGCCUCUAAGCCUGUGUUUAGUUCUCAGAGUUAAAUACACUCACUUCCUAAUUAUGUAAGAGGUUUAGCAGCGAUGUCAGUGGAUGAUAGCAUUAAGGCGAUUGUGUUUCAUGGGGCAGGCUGGUUAAGUGUGCACAGCUCAUAUCAAGGUCUACCACCACAGCAAAUGUUAAAGAACAACGGCAGCUACAUUUAAAAAAGCAAAACCAUGUUAUUUUACGGUUACAUAAUGUCUGUGCUCCGUUGUGAAAACAAAGUCUUACUGAAAACAGGAUGUGGCGGGACAUAUCACAGAUUUGGCUCUGAUGAAAUCACAGUCAUUGCAAAUGGUCAUCAUGUUGCGUUGUACUCUGCGGGUCAGGGAGGGUACAUUGUUAUGCUGGCAGGCAAAAAAAAACAAACAAAAAAAACAGAACAGACACACUAUAAAGUGUGGUGCACAGAGGGUUCUUGGGAAAUGCUAUGAGACUGAGAAAUUCCAGCCUGACAUCCUUUCAUCACACGCUGCUCUCUCAGCAGCCCAAUAAAGGCAGACAGAAGAAAAUCUUGAUGUGGUAAAAGUUAAAGCAUGUUAAGUCUAUGCUGGGCGUCAUCAUCAGUGUGUCUGGGUGUACAAAGACGUGAGAUGGAGGCCUAUCAUGGCCAGGGUUGAAACACAAAGACAAUAGUUUUACACUAACAGAUGGAGAAAUGUUUACAUCUUAAAAUAACUUGGAGAAAAAAAAAUAAACACAUACAUUUUUUGUUUAAUUUGUCUGAUUAGCCACACAGAGUUUAAUCAAGAAGACAUAUUUCUUACAUUAAUCACCAUAAUCGAAAGGAGUAAGCCUCUGUGACUCUGUAGUGUGUAUAAUUAGUAAGCAGUGCCCUCUAGGGGACAAUAAAGGCAAAUACAAUAAUUCACUGAUUUUUCUACAGAGUGAAAAGAAAAAACUCUGAGCAUGCUGUCAUUUAUCAUAAUUGACAAAUAAUCAAAAUGACAGCUUAAAUACAGUUUUCAGCCUCAUGGUUUGUAGGAGACAAAGACUGCUGGCUGACCAAACAUUUUGAUCCAAACUGAAGUGUCUUACUAACUUCUACAGGGAUACAAUCGCAUAUUGCAUUGGGGAUCAUAAAACAGCCUGAAAUUGUGCUUUUGAUUUUUCUUUUUUGCCACAAGCUGAUCAUUUUUUUCUUCUUUUUUAAAAAACUUUUUUGGGGGGUAAUGCUUAGUUUACUGGAUGGACUAGCAAACAAUUGUCCAGACUGUCUCAUCACAGGGUGCAUUAUAGACUAAUCUAGAUCUAGGGCUGAAAUCCUGCAGGGUUAAUCUUGUUGCAUCAGAAUUAUGAGGUUAUUCAGACUGUUCAAAGAGUGCAUUAAAGGCAACCUUAUCAAGUAAAAGAUGAUACUCUCUUUAAUGUAAGUGAAUUUUACUCACUAACAGGGGUUUCUGCUGCCAUUUUCCCUGUACAGUAUUCUGCUUUUCAUCCAGCUGUCAGCAGAGAAGUUGACACUAAGUAUUGAUUUAAAGAGGAUUUAAACAUUGUAUAAUGUCGUCUUCCCUGUAACUUUGCUGUUUGCAUUUUCUCCUCACUCAACCGGUCGUGCAACACUGCUAAAACCCAUACUGCUUAGCUGUUUGUGGUUGCUCCAUGUCUGUUUUCUUCUGAAGGAGUUAAUGUUUUGACAAAUAAACAACAGACAGAGAGGAAGUCAUUAACUAAAUAAAUAUGUCAGACAGUCUUAUUCCUAAUCCCCUGGCUGUUUUAACACCUGACCCUGAUUGGUCAAAAGCCUAUGACUGUUAUUGUAAUAGCUUCUAAGUAUUAAGAGUAAUGCCAGGAACAAACUGAUGAAACACAUCUCAUCAGAUCAACAACACAUGGUUCUCAAAGAAAUAACUAAAGUUGUAAAAUGUUGAAUAUUUUGAUAUCUAUCUAUGGCUCACCUUUAUUGUUUUGCGCCACAUAAUGAAGAAAAGUAUUGUUAAAAAUACUUGUAGUUAUUGGAAUUGAUUUAAAAUAACAGUGUUAUACUAGGAUAUACUGUAAGUAGUACUACAGGCACUGUAGUGUAUCAAUAAGUGAAUACUGAUCAAACCUAAGACUCCCAUCUCUGCUCUCAUGGCUGUCACAUCAUCAAACACUGACUUCUAUAUUCCUCUGAGGAUGCACUGUAAUAACUUUGGUCAUCUCUUAUAUUUUCAUUAAGUACAAACGGGAUCUGUUUGGUGGAAUUUUAGAAAUGACUGUGUUAAUGUAAAAUUUAGAUGCCUUAAAAGACUGAACUUGUUGUCUCAAAACUUUAAGAAAUCCCAGUUCUUGCAAGAUCCUCUUGGAGCAACCAGUGUAACAAUGAUCCAAGGUGUCAGAGUAUCUUUAUUGACUGAUCGAGUCAAAAAUGUUGAUUGAAAGAAACAACAAAUAUAGACAAAGAAGGCAGAUAAAACUUAAAAUAUAUACAUUGUGUGAUAUUUUGUCUUGAAACAAUUCAAAAGGGGAAUAAGUCUGUCUUUAUCUGACUGUACAGCUCGAUGUUGCUGUUAUUUGCUACAGUGGCUGACAAGGGCAGAUGACCUGCAAUAGUCCAAACCAUCCACAUGUGGGGGAAAUGUGCUGCAAAUGUAGACACAAGUCAAAAAUGCAUGCAAAGGUCAAAAAUAAAUGCAAUGGAAAAUUCACAAAGGCUGAAACAACUGCACUAACACUAAAAAUGCUGCAAAUGUACAACUGAUAAAAGCAAAAAUGCACAAAAGCAUAAUGCACUCAGGGUCGCACAGGCCAACAGAGCACUUCUGUGGAAAAAUAUUACUUCAGUUUUGGUCUCUUUUGUUGCUAUGUGUGCAUUUUUGCUUUACAUUAAUCAUAUAUUUGCAGUUGUUUAGUAAUAAUGCAGUGGUUUCAGCUUUUGCCACACUUUUUCUUAUUUCAUUUAAAUCACAUUUCCACUCUAGUAUUCAUUUAAACUUUUCAGAUUUCUGCAUAUGCUGCUCAUUUCUCCUGAUGAAGAUCAUACAGGCAGUUGCAGGCUGACUGUGCUUGUCAUUUACCGUAGUUUGGUGAUACAAUCAAUCUUCUUUUAGUGAUAACAGCAGAAACAGUUUCUGCUUUUAAUCAUCUGCAAUUGAUUUUCACAUUUUCAUGUAUAGCCUUAAGCUUUGACUAUAAAAUAGGCUAUUAGACAAUAUUAAUUAAUAUCGUAUAUAUACAUUUAUUGAAUUUCCCCAGCGGGGUAAAUAAAGUAAUUCUGAUUAUCUUACCUUAUCUUAAAGAUUUAGGUAAGGAUCUCUGGUCCCAAAUUUAAGAAAAAAGAUUAAAAAGGCAAUUUUGUUUAGAAAAUGACCCGAGAGAGAGAGAGAGAGAGAGGGAGAGAGAGAGAGAGAGAGUUCCUGUUGCCAUUGCAGUCAGUCAGCAACAUUUUUAUCGUCAAAACAAAACCACAAGAGGGCACUUGUUAAAACAUAUAACAUCCAGCAGGUCCCAACCAGCUAUCUAUCGUCUAAGAUAUCUGGGAUGAUUACUGAAAAGGUGAACAAAAUAUGGUGCAAACAGUAGUUUUAAAGGUAAAGUAAACAUUCAUGUUUUCAAGUUUGAGUGCUCCAGUCUUACAGAUUCAGAUAAAAAGCUGCGGUGACAUCAGAAACCUGAAGUCCUUUUUACACCACCAGGCAACAGCUGACAUUAAUGGUAUCAUCUUUGCCCCACUGGAACACAGAGGUAUCCUGCAGGUGUGUAUCUGCAGAGAGUAACAGAACACAGGAAGUGGUUUUCUGGUUUUCUGAGUCUGUCAAACUGAUCUCACGGAAACGCAGUCUCGCUUUGACAGGAAACUGAACUUAACAGUCAACAGUCCAUACACCCACAGGUAGCUGAUAACAAGUGGAUGUUGUCUUUUAUUUCAAUAUAAGGAGUCUGCAUGAAUGUUCUUAAAAAGUAUGAAUAAAGACAAAAACUGAAGCUGCAUUCUUCCUUGUCAAAGAUAUUAAAAUGCACUUAAAGUUUGAGACCAGACGUUUCAUACUCAAACUGUGACUGUGACUCAAAAACUGACAGAGACGCAGGUUUCAUUUGAGGUGAAGAUUGAGCUGAUGAAUAUCUGGAGUAAGCUGCUACCAAAUUACACUUCAAACAAACGUGCAUGUGCAUUUAUUGGAGUUUGGCUGCGUAAGCUUUAAUGAGUUUUAUCAAGAGGAAAACCUGAUGACAUAAAAGCAGAUGAGGAAGAAGGAGAGAAUAAAGUUACACGGCAUGAAAAAACAGAACAACUUCUGUAAAUAGGUGAACUUCUGUGAGCUGUUGAAUGAGGAAGAAAGCAACCCAUACGAGAAGAUGGGAGCUACAGAAAAGCAACCAGUCAGGGCAGUUGGUGGCAUGUUUUUGCCGGAUGACGUUUUGCAAGACAGGAAACGAGAGACGCGGUGAGACAGAACCAGAGAAGACACGGACUACUCUGUCAUCCUUUUGCACCACAGCGGUCUCAACAAUAGAGGUAAAUCUGGGUGAAGGCUGGAGAGGUCUCCUGUGAAGGUUAUAGGAUUCACUUGGAUGCAUUAACAGAAGAACAAAACUGCAGUCACACGUCCACAAGAUGGGCACCGAGGAGAAAGAUCUAGAGCCUGUAGCUCAACAACCAGCAAAGGAGCAGGAAUCAUCAGAGAAGGAGAAGGAGUCUCCUGUAGAUUCUGCAGACACCACUGACCCCCUCACCACGUACAAGUGGCAAACAGGUUCUAAAGGAGCACUCAAUGAGGUGAGAGAAGACACUGAGGGAGCUCCAGCUUCAUCCACGUCCACAAUUGAAAGAAUUCAGAAGGCAUCUGCAAGCAAAUGGAACAAGAUGCAAAACUGGCGAAAAGCCCUGAGCGAGGACACAGGAGAGAAGCAUUCAACCAACGGGAGAGGAGGAGAAGGAACCAAGCCAGAGAAAGGCACAGGAGGAACCAGGAAGAACCCCUUCAGGAGAGCUCUAUCCGAGCCUCCUGGGUCACUGUUCGCAACCCUGUCCCCUUCCUCCAGCUCUGCAGGCUCCGCUCAGGUGGCCACAUCUUCAGCCGCUGCAGAGGCCUCAGGAGGCUCCUCCACAGACCCUGCGCAGAGGGGGAGUGGAGGCGCACUCUUCAAGAAGUACCUGAGAUCUGUGUCCCAGAAGCUCAAGAGGCCCAAGCUGCAGAGUCGGAGCAGCACGCCCAACUUAGUGCCAGGUAACAUCUUGUAAUCUGAAACAAUGCAAUUCCUCUAGAUAUGUUCUACGUCUUAAACAUGUCGGAGAUGAUCACAGAGGUUAGAUUGAAAAAAAACAUUUUUCAAGCAAGAUCACAUAAAAACAACAAAAACAUCAAAAACUAACUCAGAAACUUGUUACAGAACAGUUCUCACAUUUGGUUCACAUGAGCAUUAACUCACACUUCAGUAGGUGGGGUAUUUGUGACUUUCUUCACUGUAACACCUAUUAAAGCUCUUGUAAGGAGUUUUUAACCAGUUAUGUGACAGACUAAAUAAAAAACGCCUUCUCAAGAUCUGCAAAAGCACCGGGAAAAAACAAAGAAAAACCAUUUACAGUCUUGUUGAAAUUCUUUAUUACCUGGGGGUGAGAGGUGGGAUAGGUGCCAGACAUGCUGAUAUGCAAAAUGCUGAGGGAAAACCCCUUUCACUACGUUUUCUAGUGCGAAUUUUACAUGAUAGGUGGCACUUCUGAUUACUUGAAGAAAGCAGGACGAGAUUUUUGUCGAGGACAUGACUUUCACGUGUACAGGGGAAGAUCAGCAAAGAGUUAAAACAUUGCUUUUGUUCGCAGGGGGUGCCAAAAUUGACACAGGCCUCUCAGGCCAAACUUUAGAGAGUCUCAACAAACUUCAUGUAAUAACAGAGAGGAAUGUAAAGAAACUUAAAUGUCGCUGUUUUAAAUUUGAAUUUUUAAUGUAAAUUUCUGUAACGGUGAGACGUAUGUUCUCAUAGGAGGUGAGUCGCAUACAUGCUCUAAACACUGCUUUUGAAAUGCUUGAAAUACCUCGACUCAAAUCUAGUGAUGGCUUAUUUAUCAAAAAUGUUAAAGUGAGGAUGAAAAAGUGCGUCUAUUUGAUGUGGCUGUGUGAAUCGCACAGCAAUCUGAGCAAAUCUUAACGAUUGCCACAGUGUAGAAGAACUUGUUGCUGCAGGUUUAGAAGAUAAAACACUGUAGUUUUCUCACUUUUAAACGUAUGAGUUAUAUUUGUCCUAACAAUGUCAAAUGAAGACCAAAAAGAGUUGUAUUGUAGUGUUUUGAGUUAUCAUUAUGAGCCCAAAAAGAACAAAUUUUAAAGGUACAGUAUGCGAUAUUUGGCAGCAUUUAGCAGAACAGACCAACUGAGUUUAAUAUUAGUUUGUAAACUUUGAAUAAGCCUUGUUCUAUAUAUGAGCAAGUUCCACCUCUGCCGCCAUCAUGCACCACUAUACAGUAACACAGAUUUUUGCAUUUGAUGUGUGGCUGCACAAUAUGUUACAGUGGAAAGAAAAAGAGGAGGAAAAUGAUGUUGCUGUGUACAAAAGGUACAACAGGUGUAGUGAUAGUUUUAGAUGGUAAAACCCUGACAGAGGGAGAAUCAUACCUUAUUAAGGAUCAUAAUUGUCAGAAUUAUAUAUUUUGUGCUUUUUCAGACAAAAAGUGCAUCAACUGUGCAUCUACAAAAAGAAACAGUGAAAUAGCUAUACAUUUAAAUACCAAGAAUCUGACUGCUACACUCAGCUAAAUAUUCACAUUACUACACACUGUACCUUUGGAAGGAUGUCACACCCUUUUACUUUAAACAAAGAGCUGACACAGCUCGAUUCAAUAUGAAUGAAAGGGUGGAGCCACAGAUGAUGGAGAGUUAUGACGAGCCGAUACUGAUGCAAAUGUGGUUGCUGAAUAUGGUACACACUGACUUUUAGUUCCAGGAGUAAAAAAGAAAAUGAUAGGCUUAUUUAUUAAAAAAGAUGUCAGCUGUCCCCUCAGUGUCCAAACUCAAAUCAGGAUGUUUUAAUGUUGACCCGAAACAACAAUAAGAUGAUCAGUUCGUCAAGGAAAGAGUUGAUGUCAGUGAAGUAAGCUUUCAUCUGCUCAGUUGUUUUUGUCAUAAGUUCUGUCAUUUACUUCCUGCUGGCUAUUUGAAAACACACAGGUACUUACACAAUGGUUUGACUUUCCAUACCGUGAGGACAAAUCCUCUUUUUUCAUUCAGUCUAUUGCUGAAUUUAUCAGUUAAAUACUCUAGGAUCUUGAAUAUAAAACAGCAGGUUUCAGAUUUUUAAGCACUAACAUCUAGCACAAAGUAAUCCCUGCUGAUCCUGCAGCUGUGUGAUGUUGGUGUCCCAGUGUGUGACUUCAGAUUGCAUCAUGGUGUUACAAAUUUCAAGAGGCCCAGCUUGUUAACACACAGAGGAAGCUUCACAUGCACACACACAGGCAUGGUGCUGUUCUGCCCUGCCACCACGCAAUCGCUACCGCAAUUCCUGCAUUGCACCUUUGUCACUGUCGGCAUCAGUAGAUCACAGUUGGAAUGAUCUCGGCUUACAAUUACGGUUUCAUUCAUCAUACACUGAAGAGUGUAAAAGUGUAACACAGAUGCAAAAAAAAAGUAUCCUAAAAAUGAAAAGAGUUUUAACAGGAAGAAAAUGCCACUUUAUUUGUCAGCUGUUGCAAAUGUAUUCAUCUGUUCUUCAUGCCUCCACAGUUUACUAGUACCUCACUUCUACUGUAGUUUUUUUUUUUUUUUUUUAAUGUUAUUUCAAGUUUGUUAUCCUAAAUCUGAGAAGUUGUUGGGCCUCAACAUGUGAAGCGUCAUACCAAUUAAAGUAAUUACAAUCGGGACAAAGUGAAUGUACAGAACCAUGCAAAUACUGUACGUCUUGUAAAGCUUUAACAUCAGGAAAAAAAAUACAGAGAUUCACAGGAUGUGCACGACUCAUCCUGGUGCGUCAUGAAGAGAGGGUGAUAGCAUCAGGAGCACCAGAACUCGACUAAUAGGAGUGGCCAAGAGCUGAGGGAGAUAAUGAAGCUGUAAUUACGAAUAAAAAAAAAGAGCUGGCAUGUGCCUGUAAUUAUACUCUACAGGGUUUAUAUGACGAUAGUGGUUGUUGUUUUUUUUUUUUUUUUCAAGAUAGGGGUUGUUAUACCUGCUACAUUUUACAUAUUUGUCCAAAAGUUACUGUUUGGUGAGAACAAGCUGACCGACAGUGUAAAUGCCAUAUGGGCUGAGUAGAAACAAAUAUUCAAGUGUGUUUGUGUUACAGAGUUGGACGAAUCAGCGCCACCAGUACCCACUGCCUGUGCCCUUCCGAGACUGCAAUGGGACCCACCUCAGGAGGUCCCCCUAUGGGACAUUACCAACUGCAUGCUGGAAGAUGGACAAAUCAUCAUUUCCCCAGAAGAAGAGGUAAAACCAGCACAAUGCCAUCAAUCAGCAACUGGUUUAGUUUGUGAAAAGUCCAAAACACCUGUAGAAACACCUGUAGUAUCAAACAUUUAAACAUUUAACGCACUUUCCAAAGUAAGAAAUAUUUUAAAGUGUAUCAAAAAUCAGUGCGUCUGUGUUUUCUUUCUCAGCCUACAUUCUGGACACGAAACCGAGUCAGCAGCUGCCUGUCUAACCUCAGCAUGCAGAACCUCGUAGAUAUCGACACAGGUUAAUACCACAAACACACACACACACACACACACACACACACACACACACACACACACACACACACACACACACACACACACACACACACACACACACGAAAACAUGUAAUGAAAAUGCAGCAAAAUAAUCAAAAGCAGCCAAAUUUUGACAACCAUUACAAGAGUAACAUAAAGUGAUAUCACUCAGUAUGACUCUGCAGAGCGUCACAGAGGAAAUGGCUGAAUGUUUAUGCGUGCGAGUGACUAUCAAAUUGCUUCCUCUACGUUCUUGGAGGAGAUAACAUCAAGCCUGGGUGCUCUAACUUCUGUAACAGGAGUGAGUAAGAGAGAGAGAGAGAGAGAGAGAGAGAGAGGAUAAAGUCAGCUUUUUCCUCCAUUCAACUCUGCUGUCAGACUCAGAAGAAGCUCAGAGGCUGCACCCUCAGGGUUUAGACUCUGACAGACUGGAUUUUCUUGGUGUAGUUGUCCAUGCAUGUUAAUGAGGAAAGAGGCUAAAUGAUGGGAUUUAGACGUUGGAUUGUUUGUGGCGGGGCUUUAGGUAAGCAAAAUUUAAGAAAAGCUAUUGUAAGCUCUCUGUUUCAAACUCUUACACCUUUAAAUCCUUACCUUGUGUCUGAAAUGGUCAAAACAGGUAACACUAUCAAGACAACAGAAUGAUUUGAUGUUUAGUGGGCUUGACAUAAUAAGAACGUUUGCUAGAGAAGUACACGUAUUGGUAAACUUUACGUAGACUGCUGCAGUUCCAGUGUAAAACCACAUCCUCUAUGUCCUAAUCUAGAUGUAUUUGCAGAUUUUACAGCGCUGACUGUUUUGCCACUGUAGUCUGACACUGUUUAGAAAUAAGUGGUGUUCAAACCAAAACGAUGACGCUGACUUUGGACUGUAAACUUUGAGAAAAGCAUUGAGUCAGGACAAAAAAAAUAUACAUUUAACCCUAAAUUUCCAAGUAAAGAGCUACCAAAUAUUCUCACAUGUAAGUUUGGGUACUGAAAACUAAACAAUGUUUUCGAUUUAUUUAAAAUUUCAUUGUGUGCACUUAUUCUUGCCAAUACAGAGUGUAGCCCUGACCAUGUAGGCCCUCGACCAAGGAGCCAGGACGGUGGUGUGAGGGUGAGUGUUGCAUGUAACUGAUAUCCAUCUCUCUGCUGCCCUUGCAUUUCCUGUUGACGGCAGACAUAUACACUAAGCUUCCCUUUUCGACCCACAGGCCCGGAUCAAGAAACAUCUGGAGAAUAGGGCCAAAAAGAACAACAGCACCCCGCUGAACCAAACAAACAAAGGGAGCAGGUAAAGUUUCCUGGGAUGUUGAAGUGAAAUGUAAAUGACACAUAAUGUUCAUUUUUGAGUCUUUUUUUUUUCUUUCUAAGGCACUAUGGCUCCAAGGAGUCAGUUUCGAUCCCCGUCAGUGCAGUCGGGAGUCUGGAUCUCAGUGCUGACACCAGCACCAUCAUUAGGCCGGUCCACAGCUCCAUCCUGGGGGAGAAGUACUGCUUUGAGGUGAACUUUGACUCUUGCAGUCUACACACACACAGCUGAAAGAAAAUCCUUCAUUGGUCCUUCCUGCACUGAAAAAAGUGACUUUUUGGUGUAGUAAACUCUAUUAGGGUAACUGGCAUAGUUUCUAUCUUGUUUUUUAAAGAUUCAGUAAGAACUAGAGUUUCUUAAGUGAAAUUAAACAUUUACAGACCAGAUUGGCGAUGUGAGGAGAGCUCCUAGUCAAACAGAAAACCAAGAUACUUGUAACUUGUGACCAGCUUUGUUUACCUUGGGCGUUGUUAUAGUCUUGACAGGCUCUGUUAUUUCAUGAUUCUAUGAAAAUAACAUGAUUUUAGUUUUCUCUGCAUUUAAAACCAAUUUCAGAGAUUGUCAGAGAACCUAAGUUGUAUUAAAAGCUGUCUGUAAAAAUUCUAAAGCCUGGGAAAGUGAGAUAAUCAGAAAUAAACGACUAAAAAUGACACAAGGCAUUUGAUAGAUCAUCACACAAGAAAGAAAUUUUUUCUUAAAGCCUGGAACAAAGGUCUAUCCCCAAGUUUUAAAGCCUGGCUUACAGAGUUCUUAAAUACCUUAUUCAUGGAAAAAAAAUUGAUUUGAGUCAUCGGGGUCAUCAGACAGAUUUCAUUAGAUAUUGCAACCAUGUCUUAAUCAUAUCACACAGCAGGGAGGACAUGACACCUCUAUGUCCUGAUUAUGUUUUAAUAUCUAUUUGUUUGUAAUUUUUUCAAAUAUAAUUUUAUUACAGUCACAGAUUAUUUUGUUAAAGCUCCUUAUUGUCCCAUCUUCAUCAUGGAAAGAAGAGUAAUCAACAUAUAUUUAUAAUUAUAAUUACGCAGUGUUGUUUUUACAGUUUACCAAAGAAAAUGUUUUAAUCGUAGCUACAAAUAUGGUAAACAGCCUGUUGCAAUUCAGCUCAAAUAGCCUGCCUCUGACAUAGAAAAAUAGCCAAUCAUACUUGCCCUAUAUUGUUUCCUGUAAGACACUUCUUGCCCUAGUUUGGCAAACUCAUACUCUAUGGUUUCAACCUAAAGGUGAUAAACUCUGAGAACACCCACUGCUUUGGAUGCACGUCUGCUGCUGAGCGAGACCGUUGGAUUGAAGAUCUGAGGAGAGCUGCUCAGCCCAAUAAGGUCAGACAUUAACCAUCUCCUCUCAAAGAACAAGUCAUCCAAAAAUAAAAAGUAAAACUGUAAAAAAGCUGAAUGCUUCACUGUGUUUAGGAUAACAUCGAGCGCACAGAGAACUCCAUCAGUCUGUGGGUGAAUGAAGCAAAAGAUCUGACCCCCAAACGACGAUAUUACUGUGAGGUACACCUGGAUGGGACCCUGUUUGCCCGAACCAGCAGCAGAGCUGUGGGUAAGCCCUCUAACCGGACCAGCCUUGGAGGAGAAAGCUCUACCAGCUCUUUAGGAGCCCUCGGGUCCAGCGGAGGUGUGGCUGGAGGGUGUCAGUUAUUCUGGGGUGAGGUCUUUGAGCUCGACAACCUGCCCUGCGUCUCUCAAAUCACAUUGCAUCUCUUUCGUGAGGAGGACCCUAAGAAAAAGCGUCAUUCCCGAGAUGAGUCCUGCCUUCAUCCUCUGGGCAGCGUGGCCAUUCCUCUGGCUGAGAUCCGGGGGAGGACCUACCAAGAAAAAUGGUAUCCCAUCACACCGUACAAGGCCUCUGGAACAGCAGGAGGCAAAGAACUACUGGGCCCACAAGCUUCACUGCGCAUCAAGGCCCGUUUCCAGAAUUUGCAGGUGCUGCCAAUGGAGAAAUACAAAGAGUUCGCUGAGUAUGUGACAGUGGAUUAUGUGGAAAUGUGCAGAAGCUUGGAGCCACUUCUAAAUGUGAAGGAGAAAGAGGAGCUGGCAGGAGCUCUGGUCCAUGUGCUGCAGAGUAUUGGCAAGGCAAAGGUAGGAUACUCUGCCAGAAAGAUCAUACAAAAUUCACCUUUUAAACAAAUCAUUAGAAGAUACAAGAACAAACGUUUUUUUAUUUAUUGCAUCUUGUGUUUCAGGAGUUCCUCAUUGAUCUGGGAGGUGAGGAGGUGAAGCGUCUUGGAGAGAAGGAGGCCCUGAUCUUCAGAGAGAACACACUUGCUACUAAAGCCAUUGAUGAUUAUAUGAAGCUGGUCGGUCAGAAGUACCUCAUCGACACACUAGGUAGACCAGUUUAGAUAUCAGAGUGGUUUUAUUUUAUUAGCACCAGCUUGUGGUUUAAUCUCUUUAUCCUUUUUCUUUUCAAUGCAGGGGACUUCAUCAACUGUCUCUACGCCUCAGGGGAGAACUGUGAAGUAGACCCUCGUAAAUGUCCAGCGUCUGAGCUGGCAAACAACCAGAAGCACUUGAUGGAUACCUGUCAGGAGGUGGUACAGAAGAUUAUAGGCAUCCAUGGGUGGGUGAAUAGACAACAUGUUAAUAAAAGAGUGAAGUUAGCUUAGCGGAUGCUUGACAUUUUUCUUCUCUUUUUGGUGUCAGACCUUUUCCUGAGGAGCUACACAAGAUCUUCUCCAGCUGGGUGGAGCUGUGUGAAGACCAGGGACGACCAGAGAUUGGUCAGCGUCUCAUCUCUGCUUCCCUCUUCCUUCGUUUCUUGUGCUCAGCGAUCUUGAGUCCAUCUCUUUUUGGGCUGACACAGCCUUAUCCAGAGCCAAACACUCUUCGGACUCUCACCCUGACAGCCAAAGUCAUCCAGAAUCUGGCCAACUUUACCCUGUGAGUAGCAUGUGAAAGACAAAACUGCCCGAAAACAAAAAAUUUACUUCAACGGCUUGGGUGAAUAAAUGUAUUUUGGUCUGAUUUAGGUUUGGAGAGAAGGAGGAGUACAUGCUCUUUAUGAAUGAAUUCCUGCAGCAGCACUGGGAUGGAAUGAGAGGUUUCUUGCAAACAGUUUCCAGCUUGGACCCUGACAUCCUCAUGUCUUCCUUUGAUGGUUAUGUGGACCUACCCCUGCGCUUGGCUGUGCUGCACGGCCUGCUGGUGGACAUCAUCUACCAGAAAGACCAGGUAGGAUGGAAAAACCUUUGAGUCCAGUUUAAUAAAAGCUCUUUUAUCAUUUGUGAAAAACAAAAAGUAAAACUUCAGCCAGUAUAUCUGUCUAAUUCUGAUGAAAUGUUUUAUUAGACUAAAAAAAAGCCAUACUCAGCUGACAAACACAGACAAACACCUUAAUUCAAGGUGGUAAAAACCAAAAGUAAGACCUCAAAAGUUUCUUAAAUGAAAAUGAAUUCAUCUUUUGAGAAAUUGAACCAUUGUUUUGAGGAACUCAGCAGAUACAUUUUUCUCUUCCUAUUGGCACAUUUCAUCUGACUCACUGAAAGAGACUACAGCCUUUUUUUGCCUUGUAAUUUUUAGAAAUAAGAUUUAAAUCUGGAAUUUUCAUCCGACAAACCUUUAUUGCAGGGUCAAUGACUCACAAGCCUUCAAAUUAUUGCAAGUGGAUAAAAUCUGGGAAAGUCCUAAACUGGUUACAUGGUGCAAAAAAAUGGACAACGAGGACAUUGUAAUUGACCUAACAUGCAUUUUAUAUCUACUGUAGGACACAAUCGACAAGCUGCACCCUCUGCCUUCAAUUCUGAACCAGAUAUCAGAGUCACUUGGCCCUGAAGCCCCUCGAAUCAUGGUUAACAGGUUUGUUUGAGGAAUUUUAUCUGACUCGUCAAACAUAUCAGAGACUUUGAACUUGGGAAUAUUGGUGUUGCUUGUUAUUCAUGGAGAAAUUUCCAUGCAGUAAGCCGGAGUAUGUUCCUCCCAAAUACUUGGACAAGUACAGCCCCCACAAGUCGUCAUUCCAGCAGCUCCCUGCAGACUCCAAAGGCCAAGAAAGGUAUGACAUGUUUGAUCUAUCCCUGGAUUGAAACUGUGGAAACCCUGGGGCUGACACUUUAAGAUUUUAGUUUUCGUCCCAGAUGGUGCAUGAAGUCAUAAACACAUUUAGACUAUUUUGCUUCAUGUCCAAAGAAUUUAUUCAGGGAUAGCCCCUCAAAAUACAGAAUCUUGUUUUCAAGUCCUCUAUAUCUGUAAUGAGCCUGAGGUCAGGCUCAUUACAGAAAAAUGUGUGUGGCAUACAACCCCCCCCCCAAAAAUUGGGACACUAUGUCAUAUGUCAACAGAUUUUGAUGGACUUUAAAGACUAUAUUUAAUUGAAUAUUGCAAAACUAACAUAGUAAAUGUUGGAAUGGUGUAAUUGCACUGCAUACAAUCUUAAGAAAUUUGGGGAUGUCAUUGUUAAAGGUAAUUAAUGUCAAUAAUGAUUUAGAUAAUGCCAAAACUGGAUGGUCAUGAUCCUUGAUCCUCAUCAAGGAAAUCUCUGCAUGGGCUUCAAAUCACUUCCAAAAACCAUUGUGUGUAAACUGUUCAUCCCUGCCUGCAACUACAAAUGCAGGUUAAAACUGUGCCAUCUUAUGAGAAAACUAUAUACAAACAUGAUCAAAUGCUGGCAACUUUAAAUGGACUUUGACAUUAAUUUUAGAAACUAUGGAGGCUGCUUCCUCCAUGAAACUCACAUGCAGUCUGCGAGCCAACAUCUGUGAUCGUACAAGGAUGCAUAGAUGCCCAUAGCAAGCGAAUACAUGUGGGGAGGCUCUGUUAAUGCUGAAAAAUGUACACAUUUAAGGGAAAUAUAUAUAUUAUAAAAAUACAUCCUGCACAUACAAUAACAGCACGGCUCUGUAGUAGGAAAGUCUAAGAUUGAUGGUCAGCGAUUGGCAAGUAUAUAUAAUUAAGUUCAGGAUAUAUUCAUUCACAUUCCCUCAUGAUCAGUAUUGUAUAAACUGCUGAUAAUGAUAAUUGUAUAAUGAUACAUGUUAGCUACAUUGUGAAUACAUUUCUUUGUUUAUUUAUUCAGCAGGGAGAUCAGAAAGAGUAUGCGAGGGGGAAAGCCAGUAAAAAGAACUUGCAGUGCUCCACACAGACCUCCUGCUUACAUGAAACAUGCUCUGAAGAGGCAGACAAGCUCUGAAAAUCUGCCAACAGCAGACCAUAAAGAAGAGGCAGAGACCAACCAGCCAUGUAUCACAUCACCAAAUACUGUAAGUGAGAAUGGGGAAGUGCCUGUUUUUAGUCGUCUGUUUAGGUCUAAAUAAUCAUGCUGCAGUCACUGCUUCACUUUUCUUAGUGGCAUUCCUCGAAGUGUUGCAUGUCUUCAUCAAAAACUCCUAAUUUUGUAUGUCAGAGAGGAUGAUGCUGAAAAUACUUAAUGCUGUUGCAGAGUGCAAGUAUCAAACGCCAACCUGAACCAGUUCCCUGGAUCAAAGACAACAACAGGGAGCCCAGAGAGAUGAAGACUGAGAGUGAGCAUUUCAGCUUACUGGACAGGGUAUGUCUGACAUCCUCACACCCUGAAAUGAUAGAACCAAAGCUCAGCUGUGUGAUUUCAUGAUUACAUUUACUAACAAGCUCAUUUGCACUCCAAAUACCAGCAUGCACAAGAGCUGUCAGAGUUGCGACUGGGGAUCGAGCAGGUCACGGAGCGGGAGCUGGACAUGGCGAAGCGCUUGGAGGACUUCAUAAUCCAAAGCCAGGACCAGAAUGCAAUGCUGCAGGCUGAGGUGAAUGAGCUCCGUAACCUGCUGGCAGUGCGAGAUGAGCAGCUUGCUAGUGCCACCUUCAGGUAAGAUAUGAUAUAAAACAGCACUGUGCUCCAGCUGAGAGCAGGUACAGGUUUACUUAGUUCACACUAAGAAGAAAGUUUACUAUGAGAAUCUCUUUUCUUUGUGUGUCCCAGGCUGGGUGUGAUUGAGGAGGAGAGGGAGGAAGAUGAGAGGAAACUGGGGGUUGCCACUGCAGCUGCUGACCGAAUGAACAUACUGGUAAGAAACAUACAAACGCUCUGUACCCUGAUGCUAAUAUUUCACAGCUUUUUAAAAUCAUUACUACUCUUUUUCAGUGUACGUGAUGAAAAUGAAUAUGUCAUAUUAAAACAAGGAGCCCCCAGCCAUCAGUCCAAACAUGAACAUAUCAACAUGCCCACCCACUUAAACACAUUCACAGAAACUUCCCUAACUAAGACAUUCAUAAAUCUUGAGACCUUUUUGGUUCUUUUUAUGAAAAUAAUCCAAAUUUGCAACUUUAUCAAACUGAAAAAUCAUCAUGCAGCUUUUACAAUGCUAGCAAACUGAUGCUACAGCGUUUUUUGUGUGGGUGGCCCGCCGCUGAGGGCAGGGUGUGACCCAUCAUAGAUAAACCACCUUUUUUUUAAAGACAAACAAGCACAGAGUGAGACCUGAAUUUCUUGUAAUGACUAAAAUAUCUGCCAAUGAGAUACACCAAACGUGCUUGUCAAUUUUCUUAAAAUAAGAUGAUAUUCAAAUUCAAGAAACUACAUGAGUGAAGUUUAGUUACCCUUGUGGUAAAGUAAAUGACUUCAGACUGUUUAAAACAUGGAUGUAGUCAUUGUGACAGACAUUCAGACUUCUUAUAAUGACAGCUAAAGAAACCAACAAAAAGGUUGUAGUUUUGUGCCUAUCAAAUCUGCUGCGCCCCUUAACUAUCUUCUAUCAUACUAACUAUCAUACUCCAGUAGAAAGCCCAACCCUUUUGUUUUGAACCAGUAUGUUAAAUCCUGCUGUGAAAUAUGGCUGUUAAAAUGGUCUAUUGCUUUGAAGUCAGAGGCAGUUUUUGUUUCAUUUCUGCACGUUUCACUGUUACAGCAAAAAAAGACAUAAUAAUGUUUGUUUUCUGUGCACAAACAGGAAGAGCAGUUUGCAGGCCUGCUAAAGGACCUCCACCAGCUAAGUGAGGCCUACAACAGUGACCAAAAGAACACACAGCAUCCUGAAAUCCCACAAAUCUACAGCAACUGACCCCUAAAUGUGAGAAAGUUCAGGGCAUAGAGUGUUGUACAUACAUAGCCUGUCGAGUUCAACCAUCUAACAACCAGCUUAAGUCCCUAUUAUAAAUUUUUCUGGUCAGGAAUGGAUCUGUUUUGUGAACAUAGUCGAACUCCCACUCAGAUGAACAUGAAAUGUAAAAAAAGUGUCUUCUUAGCUUUUACUUAAUCACAUCUUUUAUGGAUCUUUAAUACUUGUGAACCUCUUUUUAACAAUAAAACAUAACCAUAAUGUGCACAACUCACUGUUGCUGAUUGUAAUGUGGGACCAUUACUAAUAUACUCUUAAAAACAGUUUCUCAGUCUCUGUGCCACGCCUUAACCAAAUAAUGUGCCCAUGAAAUACUUUGUGAUCACAGUGACAGCCUUGGAGAUAGAGCCAGGAGUAUCUGAAGAGAGCUUAAGGCAGAACUGUUCCUCUUUGUGAUGAUUAGUGAUUAGUUUCUGAGUAUGUGCAACUAGGUAAGACCCAGAGCAUAUGAGGGAUUUUAUCUGGCCCCAAAUUUACCCUGGAAGUGGUGGAAAGUGUUGUGGUUGGGAGGGGGUCAGGGCCAGCUUGCUAACCCAUUACCACUGUGGCCUGACACAGGGUAAGCAGGAGAAAAUAAUUGAAUAAAUGGAUGCAUGGAAGUUGUCAACAUAUUUCUACUCCUCAAAUUUGGAGAGGGAUGUGUUGCACUUUUUGUUCCUGAAUUAGUUUGGAGGUUCAGUGAGACCACUUAACAAGGUAGGAUUUCACAUUGACACAAGUCUAUAAAAUCUGACAGCCAACUUUUUACCAUCAAAUAUAUCUGUCAAUGGGGCUCUGCUGGCCUUGUGUCCAUAUAGAGGUUAUGACCCUGGUUUACUUUCUGGCCUGUGGCUCCUCUCUGAUACAACACUCCCCUUUCUAUUCAUGUGUCCUACUCUGUCCACUGUCCUGUCGUUAAAAUGAGAUAUAUACAUGGUUUUAUUAAUCAGAUAACAUCAAGCAAGAACCUUAUAAUCCAGAACCUCUCUUCCCUCUUCUGUCUGUGCACAUGUUACCUGUAUUUUGUAUAUAAAUUUAACAACCAAUGAGCUUUUUUUUAGCAUCAGUAUGUUGUAUUUGCACUACUUGUGUCCAAAUUAAAGCUUUUAAUUGUUGAGUAUUCAUCUAAUUCUGUUUUUAAACAA